Molecule: messenger RNA, 2064 nt
Organism: Lathyrus sativus (Indian pea)
Lineage: Eukaryota; Viridiplantae; Streptophyta; Magnoliopsida; Fabales; Fabaceae
Source: the annotation of a GenBank genome assembly
AUGCCCACAAAACUAUUCUUAUCUCAAAUGCGUCUCUUUCACUUCCAACCACUAAAACCCCACUCUCCAUUUCUCUCUCAAUCUCUCAUCAAAUUCUCUCGCCUCCCACUCCGCAACGCCGCGUUUCGUCCUCGUUCUUUCUCCGUCCGUCCAGACAGAAUUAGGGCUUCCAAAAGCCUCGUUGACGACGAGGCUGACCUUAGUAACUGGGUCGACGAUUUGCAAACCGGUCGCGGUACAGCCGACACCAUACGACCGGGUGCUGGUGCUGGUAAAGAUAGCGGGUUCCGGUCACGGAAGAGUAAUGUUGUUAGUAGGGGUUCUGGUCUCGGGCAAAGAAGAGGUGAGGAUUUUAGGAAGGGGAAACCUAAUUUGAAUUCGAAGAAGAGGUUUCCGUUGAGUGAUAGUAGUGAUGUUGAGGAUGAGGUUGUGGCUGGAGGGAAGUUUAAGGGUGGUGGUGGUGGUGGUGGUUCGGGAAGUAUUGGGAGAUUUAUGAGUGAAGAAGAAACUGAAGAUGAGUUUGAAGGAGAAGAAAGUGAUGAGCAGAUUGUUGACAAGAGUAAAAGUGUUUUGUUUGGUAAAGUAAGUGGGUUGUCAACAACAACAACUCCUACACCUGUUUUACCUGAUAGAAGUGAUUCUUAUUUAAGUGAAUCCAGAUUUGACCAGUGUCCAGUCUCUCCACUGUCCUUAAAAGGAGUCAAGGAUGCUGGAUAUGAGAAAAUGACUGUCGUGCAGGAGGCAACCCUUCCAGUAAUUCUUAAAGGUAAGGAUGUCCUAGCCAAGGCUAAAACAGGCACGGGAAAAACAGUAGCCUUUUUGCUUCCAUCAAUUGAAAUUGUUGUGAAGUCUCCACCAAGUGACCGUGAUCAAAGGCGACCACCAAUUUUUGUUCUUGUCAUAUGUCCUACCCGAGAACUUGCAUGUCAAGCUGCUGCCGAAGCCACUAAACUACUUAAGUAUCAUCCUACCUUAGGUGUUCAAGUUGUGAUUGGAGGAACAAGACUUGCUUUAGAACAGAAACGCAUGCAAGCAAAUCCUUGCCAGAUUCUUGUUGCUACACCUGGAAGGCUUAGAGAUCAUAUUGAAAAUACCGCUGGUUUUGCAUCCAGGCUUAUGGGGGUGAAGGCCUUGGUGCUUGAUGAAGCUGAUCAUUUACUAGACAUGGGAUUUCGUAAAGAUAUUGAGAAGAUAAUCGCUGCAAUCCCUAAACAACGACAAACACUUAUGUUUUCUGCAACAAUUCCCGACGAGGUGCGCCAAGUCUGCCAUAUUGCUAUGAAAAGGGAUUUUGAAUAUAUUAAUACAGUUCAGGAGGGUAGUGAGGAUACACAUUCACAGGUCCGCCAAAUGCAUUUAGUUGCACCAUUAGACAAGCAUUUCCCUUUACUCUAUGCUAUUCUGAAGGAGCACAUUGCAAAUGAUGUUGACUACAAGGUUCUUGUUUUCUGCACAACUGCUAUGGUCACAAAACUUGUUGCUAAUCUCCUUGGGGAGUUGAACUUGAAUGUCAGAGAAAUCCAUUCAAGAAAGGCUCAGGGUUAUAGAACCAGAGUUUCUGAUGAAUUCCGGAAGUCAAAGGGUCUCAUCUUGGUUACUUCGGAUGUAUCCGCACGUGGAGUUGAUUAUCCAGAUGUUACUCUUGUUGUACAGGUUGGUCUACCGGCUGAUAGAGCACAAUAUAUACAUCGACUAGGUAGAACGGGGCGAAAAGGAAAAGAAGGGCAGGGCAUACUGCUACUAGCUCCUUGGGAAGAGUACUUUUUAGCUACUGCAAAAGAUUUACCUAUUGGGAAAGCUCCGGUCCCUUUGGUUGAUCCUGACACUAAGAAAAAGGUGGAAAGGGCUCUAUCGAACGUGGAGAUGAAGAAUAAAGAAGCAGCAUAUCAGGCAUGGCUUGGUUACUACAACUCUAACAAGAACGUGGGGAAAGAUAAAUAUAGGUUAGUGGAGCUUGCAAAUGAGUUCAGCCGAUGCAUGGGGCUUGAUAGCCCUCCAGCUAUUCCGAAGCUUGUCCUUGGCAAGAUGGGUCUUAAAAAUAUCCCAGGUUUACGUUCCAAAUAG